This is a messenger RNA of Eupeodes corollae, 1123 nucleotides long. Its product is annotated as probable rRNA-processing protein EBP2 homolog. The record is from RefSeq and is a predicted model, not a curated record. Gene Ontology annotation, biological process: rRNA processing; ribosomal large subunit biogenesis. The coding region runs from base 101 to 1018 and encodes 305 amino acids. Lineage: Eukaryota; Metazoa; Arthropoda; Insecta; Diptera; Syrphidae. The transcript is spliced from 3 exons. Gene Ontology annotation, cellular component: nuclear periphery; nucleolus; preribosome, large subunit precursor.
GCACGUGUGUCAGUUUUGUUUUUCUUGUUCAAUUCGGUGUUCUGCGGGAAGCAGACAAUAAUUGUAUUUAUUUUAAACUUGGGAAUAUUUUAACAUAAAAAUGGGAGACUUUUCAAUGUUUUCUGACUCAGAAGAAGAAUAUAAUGCAUCUGAUGCAGAAAUUCAAGAUGCAUUUGCUCGAGGUGACCUUAAGCCUGGACUUAACAUCGAAUUCAAUCCUCGCAGUGAAAGAAAGAAUGACAUUCUCAAAAUGGCUGCAAAGCUUGAAGAAAUGAAACAAGACUUGCCCUGGAUCGAACGCAUGGACAUGGUAAACGACUUAGCACCCCUUGCUCCAGAACUUGCCAUCCAACUAGAGAAACACGAACAGAAACGCGCAAGUGUAUUCAAAGGCAACGCCAAAAUUCCCUACCUCCGGCCAGAGGAAGAUCCAGUCUUGAAUGAUUUCAAACGAGAAAUGCUCUUCCAUCGUCAAGCUCAAUCGGCUGUCCUCGAAGGCAUUAAAAAACUCCACGAACUGGGCAUAGCCACAAGAAGACCUGACGAUUACUUUGCCGAAAUGGCAAAGACAGAUGAACACAUGCAAAAGAUUCGCUCCAACCUGAUGGCCAAACAAGAGGGACAAGCCAAAUCCGAACGUAUCCGACAGAUUCGUGAGCAAAGGAAGAUGGGUAAAUUGCUUAACAAACAGACUAAGGUGCAACGUGAAAUGGAUAAGAAGGAAAUGCUCGAUCAGUUGAAGAAAUUCCGAAAGGGUAAACUAAAGAAUUUGGACUUCUUGGAAGAUGCCAAGGCAUUGGAAGCAAAGAAAAAACAAUCGGCUGAGGGUAGGAAGUCAAGAAAUAAGAAAUUCGGUUUCGGUGGCAAGAAAAAGGGAAUGAAGAGGAAUACCAAAUCAUCAGCAGCCGGAUUAGAUAGCACAAAGACGUUCCGUUCGAAGAAGGGAGUGAAGGCAGCACCCGGAGCAAGGACACGACUAGGCAAGUCUAGACGGAUGAAGGCUCGUUCAAAGAAGUAGAUUUGAGAUGUUAAGGAGACGUUUUAGGCUAAAUCUGUAGAAAUUAUGUGGUCCUAUGUUUUUAUUUUCAUAACAAUAAACAUCGGGAUUUUUAUUCUUUCAUAA